Messenger RNA from Rhododendron vialii, 441 nucleotides. RefSeq lists its product as uncharacterized. Bases 1 to 441 code for a protein of 146 amino acids. NCBI's taxonomy places the organism in Eukaryota, Viridiplantae, Streptophyta, Magnoliopsida, Ericales, Ericaceae. The record is from RefSeq and is a predicted model, not a curated record. The transcript is spliced from 2 exons.
AUGAGGGUUACUCGUUUUUUAUCCAGUGCAUCAUCCACUUUUGGCCUUGUGGGUAAUCAAAUUUUGGAAAAUCGUAACUUACCUCCACUCAGCGAGGUAUUCAGUCGUCUCCGACAGUCAUCGUCUAUUUCUACACCGACUUCUGGUCGUUCUGCUUUGUCUUCCGCUAUUUCUGACAGCUCUGCUUUGUCUGUCAGCCAUGGUCGCGGUCGCAGUCGUGAUUCUGGAUUUAGUAGUCGUGGCCGCGAUUAUGGGGUGAGUGGUCGUGGCUUUGGCGGCCGUGAUUCUGAGUUUGGAGGUCGUGGUCGUGAUUCUGGAGGCCGUAGUUUUGGUCGUGGUCGUGGCUUUGGUGGCCGUGACUCUGGUUUUGAUAAUCGUGGGGGUCGUAUAUCAGGGGGAGGUGGCCGCAGUCGCGGCCGCUACUAUCUCUCAGGAUACUGA